GCCGACAUCUGCCCUGGUUUCCUUCCAGCCUUGUCUGUCUGCCCCAGGGUUUUCAAACACAGAAUGGCACCCUCCACACACACACAGACAUACACACAGACACACUCCAUCUCCAGGUCACCUGUGCCUUUGCAGAGUCCAUGCUUCUCUCUGCAACAGGGUGGUGGCCUUUUGCGACGAAUAGGUAAGCUUCAGCUCAAUCAGUUCUGGCUAGUCUUUUCUCUUCUACGUAAGAUUCUUUACACCUUAUUGAAGCAUGCCACAAGUCUGAAGCUCACUGUGCAACGUCAAGUAUGCAAGAAGUAUUACCCUUUUUAUUUCCCAUCAGCAUCUUAAAUCAGACUCCAGCCCCCAUUCUGCCAGCCUAGAGGGAAAUUUCAUGUCAGUGUUUUUAGGGGCCUCCCUUUCCCUCAGGGGGUAUGUCCUGGAACCCAGCGGAUUUUCCUGGCAUCUGAAAGGUGAGGAACUGGCCUCUGCCAUUGAUACAUCACAAUAGUGGCCUCUUGCAGCCUCACAACUGUGUCUGCCUCAGGGCCACCAAUGGAAGCAGGAAACCUCUUGCUUAAGGUCUGCUCUCCCUAGCAUAUCCCAUGCAGCUGUCCUCAGGGUUCUACCCACCGCCUUGGGGGCGCAGAGCAGUGCACCAGCCCCCUUGCUGGGAGCUGACAGAUCUCCUUUUCCUUUCCAGACCUGUGUUGGGGUGGGGGGUGGUGAUGGAAAGGCCAGUAUCUUUUUGGCACCUUCUUACCCAUCAUCUCCCCCUCUGCUCCCCUCCCCUCCCCCAGAAGUUCAGCAGAGUGUCCUCAAUGGGUUUAGAUGUUGUUAACAAAGACGGACUUCUUUAGGCUGCUCUGUCUUCAGCUGGACAAAAAUGCCAAGCCUGCCACCUGUUUUAAAUGAGCUAGAAAGGAAAAUUGUUGAGAGGAUAAAUAGUAAAAUUCCAGAGUUGUCCUGCCAUGCUGAUUGGGAGGCCAUAGUAAAGGCAAACAUCCCCAAAUUGUGGGUGACUAUGGGAAUGAAGAGGAGGCAACAAAUUUGAGAGACAAUCAGCUUACAGAGUCUGUGCGGCUUAACCAGUGAGAAAAAUCUGGACUCCAGCUGGCUUUGGAGAAGCUAGGAAGUGACAUGGGAAGGGACUGACUUUGGACUCACCAACUCUGGGUCCCAUCCCAGCUCAGCUGUGUGCUGGUGCCCAUGGGCAAAUGAGCGGAAUCUUUAAGCCUUAGUUUCCCUGUAAGUAAAACAGGGCUCAUGCAAAAGUCUACUUAUGUGGUUGUUGAGGGUGUUAAGUGCUUAAGAUGAUAACCCUCGCCUGGGGAGCAUUUUUGAGCCUGGCUGUUCUGGAGUGGUGCCAUUUGCUAUGCCAGGUAAUGGAGGAGGAGGGGCAGUCCAGGGCUUAGGGUGUGAUGUGGCAUUAGGACAGGUCACCUUGAGAAGCUGGGUAUCCACGUGGAGAGGUGUGGAAGGUAGUUAGAUGUAUUCACCUGGAAUUUGAAAGAAAGCUCAGGAUUGAAGAUCCAGAUUUGGGAGGGCUCUGACCUCAAGGAGCAUUUGAAACCUUGGGUUGUGCAGAAGGCCCCGAGGGAGGUCAGUGUACAGCGUGGGAGGUGGAAGACCGGUGCCAGCUCCACAGCCUGUUCCACCUCUGCUGGUUGCACUGCAAUAUGCCCCUGUCAUCCUUCACGUGACAUCACUGUCCAGAGGUGAAUCUGGAUAUCACAGUUAGGGCUUCCACCUCAAAGAUACAAUCUCAUUGUUCACCGUGAUGCAUGUCUCUGAAGUAAGAUUUAGACUUGUCUGUAAUCUACCAAAUCGGGUGGGCGCCUUUCCACCCGGAACCAUGGUCUUUAGAAAAUAAAAUAAAAUGUAUCUAAGGGGCUUUUCAAAAACAAACCUUACACAUCUUUAAUCUGGAGGAUUCUUUCACUGCAAACCAGGGCAGACUUCUCAGUGUUUGGGGGUUGCCCAAUUCUUUCCCACUCAGAUCAUUAGAAACAAAAAAAGUCAGUCUGAAGAAUUUGCUUAAGUAAAACCAGGAGUAGCUAGAAGUGAAUGGGCUGAAACUGGAAGGAAAUCCCUUUGUUCAAUUUGGGUUUCAGUGAAUGCCCAGCGGGCGGCUAAACCAGUUCAUUAACUGAGAAAAAGACAUGUUCUUAAAUGCUGUUCUCAGAAGCAAAUGCUUAGAAAAACAUAUUGUGACAGCAAAAAUGCAUUCUGGAAAUCAUAUGCUCUAGAGUCAUGGAGGCUGAGUUUUUAUCAUCAGUGGAUAAACAAAUCAUUUCCAAAAAAAUAUUUUCCCCUUCAUUAAAAACAAUUAACUAAUCUGUUGACUACAUGCCAGUCUCCGUUCCUAGAAAAAUGUGAUUUUUCUUGCAACUCUGGGACUUAGGAACUUUUAUCAUUGGGAUAGCUUUAUUUUAUAGGGUCCUUUUUACCACAUACUUAAAAUUUUUCUUUCUCUUUGCUUUUGAAAUCUAAAUUCUAACCUGCGAAGCCGUCUGCAGAGUAGCAUCCUGUCAGACUGAGAUGUGUUAUUUUUUUCCAGUCUCUGUUCUGCUUUAUUAAAUUGUCAUAUAUUGCACAUGUGUCUCCCCCAGGCCUGCCCUGGGUCCUCUGGCACAUUGUUAACUAUUUAGGCGUCAUACUGGUGCCGAGAUGGCAGGUGGGAAGGGCCCAGGGACUUGAUCCCUCCCUGCCAGGGUUCUCCUCUUUCACUAGGGCUGCUUACAUUGAACAGCUUAAGAAUAAGCUCCUGUGUGAGCCCUCCGAGGCCAGGGGGUAUUGUUGAAUUCAGAAAGGAGUCGCUUUCUUUUGGUGAUAAUUUGAAUAUUUUGACAAUGAAGCUAAGCUACUCCACUGUCUGGUUUGGUACCUCACGUUAUGGGCUCCCUUUCCUGUGAAGCAGGAGAGUGCCCCCGCCUCCCUGAAUACAUAAAUUGGUAUUGUCUGUUGGUGAGAUGGGUAGGCGCAGGGGAGGAAUCAUCCAGAAGAAUUUCUGCAUUGCUUUAAUGUUCUUUACACCUCUUUAAAAACAAUUUUAAUACAAGCCUUUGGAGACCACCUAAUUAAACCACCAGGAUAAAUGUUGAGCAUUUUGAGAGAAGGGAUGGACCGUGAGGAUGAUUUGUGAAGUGUUUAUAUGGGGAAAACAAAUGCUCUGAACGAUUCAGACAAAUAACCUGCUCACUUCUAUUUUUUUUUCCCCCUGAAUUGUGAAGGGUAAUUUUUAAACUUUAGUUGCCUAAAAAUGGCCUUAAUUUUUCCAUUUUUAAUUUAAAAGGAUGUUCUCUUACAGAAUAAAUGGACAUGGCCUUUUGAAUUAAAUUAAGAGAGGCAAACAGGCAACCAAGUAAAUAAAUCAUGUAGGUGAGAUAUAAUCAGCUUUGUUUCAUAAUAGAUUUUACCUUUGUAUUGGUUAAGAAAAUCCUGAAAAGCUUUCCCUGUAAGAGGAUUGAUGGAUUGGAAUCAUCUUAGUUAAAAAGAAGGCAAGUUUUAUGAUUAAUUAAUUGGUGAUCACAGGUACUGGUUUCCAAAUGCUCAUCAGGCUUCAGUGGCGUGAAGCUGCCUGUAGAUCUGGCUUCAGAGAACUUGGUGAAAACAUAUUUUGAGGGCCCCCCUGAUGCUGGUACAGUCUGCUCUAGUUUGCCUCGUGGUGUAGGAAUCUAUAUUUUUAAAGGAUUCCAUACUCAUUCGAAGGCAGGUUUGGUGACCAUUUAAUUGAAUAUUCAAUCUAGAGGCGUCAUCCUUUUCACCUUGCAAAUAUGAUAAAUGUUAUGUGUUUAUAUGAAGCUUUUGUUAAAAAUGAGUGCCAACUGGUUAUUACAUUGCUGACUUUCUUUCAAUUCAUAAUUUGUUUCAGGUUCUGUUAUUGCAUAGAUUUGCAUACCUGUUUUAUGGUAUUUUAAUACUGUUGGUUUAAAAAAAACACCAUUUCCUCUGAGUGCUGUUUUGAAUAUUUUGUGUAAGCAAUUUCAUGUGUUCUUGUAUUCCUGUUUCAGAAAGCAGGGGAAAACUUGAGAGUUUUUCUAAUCCAGUGGCAAGUAGGACAAAGGAUUUCAGUACUUCAAAAUCGUCUAAAAUACUAAAUCUAUUUAAAAUGCAUGAAAAAGAAAUCACUAGAAAAUCUCUGUACAUCAUCAGCUGUGUGGCUGUGCGUAACGGGGGGAUGUCUUUCUAGUUUCAUUCACUGAAGAUGUGCAAGGUCUCUCCUUACAGGUUUGAAUCUUCAGACAAGCCUCUGGGAGGACUCCAUUCCUGUCUCGCCCCUGACGGUUCCUGUCACCCAGUAGGUUACAACGUGCUUUCAGAACCGCCUUGUUCAGUUGACUGUCUUCACCAGCCUGUUGACGUCCAUCAGAGUGCCUGGUCAGCACAUCUGAAAGGGAAGUUGGGAGAAGCAAAGCCCAUGGCCACGUUCUUCUGCCAGUUAUGUGGGAAGACGUUCCUCACCCUGGAGAAGUUCACUGUCCACAAUUAUUCCCACUCCAGGGAGCGGCCAUUCAAAUGCUCUCAGCCUGAGUGCGGCAAAGCCUUUGUUUCCAGAUAUAAAUUGAUGAGGCACAUGGCCACCCAUUCUCCCCAGAAGACUCACCAGUGUGCUCACUGUGAGAAGACCUUCAACCGGAAGGACCACCUGAAGAACCACCUGCAGACCCAUGACCCCAACAAAAUGGCCUACGGGUGCGAGGAGUGUGGGAAGAAGUACAACACGAUGCUGGGCUACAAGAGGCACCUGGCCCUGCAUGCGGCCAGCAGUGGGGACCUCACCUGUGGGGUCUGUGCCCUGGAGGUGGGGAGCACCGAGGUCCUGCUGGACCACCUCAAAGCCCACGCGGAAGAAAAGCCCCACAGCACGACCAAGGAGAAGAAGCACCAGUGCGACCACUGCGAAAGAUGCUUCUACACCCGCAAGGAUGUGCGACGCCACCUGGUGGUCCACACAGGAUGCAAGGACUUCCUGUGCCAGUUCUGCGCCCAGAGAUUUGGGCGCAAAGACCACCUCACCCGUCACACCAAGAAGACACACUCCCAGGAGCUGAUGAGGGAGAGUCUGCAGACCGGAGAUCUUCUGAGCACCUUCCAAACCAUGUCACCUUCCUUUCAGCUGAAGGCUGCUCCCCUGUCUCCUUUCCCAAUAGGAGUUCCUGCCCAGAAUGAGCUGGCAAGUAGCUUGCCACCUGAGGUCCACGACCUGUCCCUGGAUCUCCCAGAACAAGCUGCCCAGCCUAUGCAGCUCCUGGCAGACCCCCUGGUCUCCCUCCACCCCUUGCUGUCUCCUAACUCUCCCCCUCCGGUCCUGCCUGAUCACAAGUACAGCACCACUUCUACCUCAUACUCCCCACAACUGGUAACCCUGCCUCUGAAAGCAGAUGCUAAAGGUUUUUGUAAUAUCAGUUUGUUCGAGGACUUGCUUCUGCAAGAGCCUCAGUCACCUCACAAGCUCAGCCCAGGUUUUGAGCUUGCUAAGGGAAGUGCUGGUAAAGUAAGCCUCCCCAAGGAGCUACCAGCAGAUGCUGUGAACCUAACAAUUCCUGCCUCUCUGGAUCUGUCCUCCCUGUUGGGUUUCUGGCAGCUGUCCACACCUGCUACCCAGAAUGCCUUUGGGAAUAACACCCUGACCCUGGGGCCGGUGGAAGCACCUCUGCCUCACAGGUUAAGCUGUCUGGGGCAGCAGCAGCAGGAGCCCCCACUAGCCGUGGGCACUGUGAACCUGGGCCAGCUGCCCUUGCCCCCUGCCCCCCAUGUUUUCUCAGGGGGCACCAGCUCUGCCAUCCUGCCUCAUUUCCACCAUGCAUUCAGAUAAGUGGUUUUUAAAGUGUAUUUUGCUUAUCGUGGAAGAUGUUUUAAGAAGCAUUUUAGACGUCAGUUGUAAUGCAAGGAAAGAUUUCGGAAAUGACUAGGAAUAUGGCUUAUUUAGUGAUGACUGGCUUGAGAUAAGAGAAUUCUUGAACUGCAUGUAUCGUGCCAACCUGUCCUGAGUGUUUAUGCUUUGUACCAAAUUUAAUGGACGCGUGUUGUGUAAUCAAGCUGCAAAUACUGUCAUAACCAACAUCCAAAAUGAUGGCUGCUAUAUAUAAGUGUUUGUCAUAUGGAGUUUAAUUGUAAGCCAUGAUCGUAAUGAUGUUAACUAGAUAACUUUGUGUAGCACUGCCUAGUAUGGGAACUAUGGAAAGCUUUGGAUGUCUCCAAAUGGGGAGAAUUUUUUUCAAGAUAAGAUAAUAACCUUUAUAUGGCAUAUUGUAACUAGGCUGUGUAUUUCUUUUCAGGGAUUUUUCUAUGUUCAGGGUUGGAUGUAGUUUAGUUGCUAUUACCAUAGCCAACCUGUAGUUUUGCAUAAACAAUUUCUUGUGGAGCAGUAGAUUUCUCCAUUUCAAAAAAGCAUUUUAAAUGUAGUUUGAAUAUUUUCCAUAUGAUGCUGCAAUGUGAGCUAUUACUUCGUUUAUCUUAAAGACUAAACUGGUUGUCAGUUAUAUCUGACAGAAAAAAAAAAAUCACUGUGUAACCAGGUUAAGUGGUAAUAUAAUCCAGGCGUCAGUCAAGGUAUUUUGCUGACUUUAAUAUUGAUUAUAUUUUUAACAGGAAUUUAAGAUAAUAUUACUGGAAUUAAAUAUAUAUGUUAAACAAGAAUUUUCUUUGCUCUGUCUCGCUUAAACAACUACUCAGCUGCUUAAAUUCCUAAGUAUUGUUUGUAAUCACCAAUAAGUAAAUGCAUUUGUAAUUCAGCUUAAGUCAUUAUUAGCUUUUAUUCAGAAGAUUACAUUUUACAAUGUGUAACUAUAAUCUGUCUCUUGAAUUUGGUGUCUUAUUAAUGAGUUUUAAAAAUGUAAAACCUAACCUUUUUGAAAGCUCUUUUGUCUUUUGUUUGUAGAGGCUUUCUUUUCCAUAAACAUGUAUCGUACAUAUAAUAAAGCUUUAAAAUCUUGCA
Molecule: messenger RNA, 6925 nt
Organism: Nycticebus coucang (slow loris)
Lineage: Eukaryota; Metazoa; Chordata; Mammalia; Primates; Lorisidae
Gene: PLAGL1
Product: PLAG1 like zinc finger 1
Exons: 5
Coding region: 4193-5803 (536 amino acids)
Molecular function (GO): DNA-binding transcription activator activity, RNA polymerase II-specific
Source: RefSeq, a predicted model, not a curated record